AUGACUGGAGCAAACUACUUCUUUUCGCCAGCGGCUACUGCAUUCUGGGAUCGGGCUAUGGUUAACGAUGGACGGCUAUAUUAUGUCAACACACACUGGCAGGAGGUCAUGGUUCUACAUUUCCCUCAGACCCAAUAUACCGGAUCUCACGCCUUCACCUCCAACAUCAGAAACUCCCCAUUCGCAUCACCCUGGCUCAACGCGCCCACCCCACCAGCCGUGACAUCCGGCGCUCUAACCGACACGGCCCCUCUCAACCCGCCCACCCAUCUCGAACCCAUCGCCAUCCCAGACCCCGAGAUCCAAGCCGAAUUCCACGCCGAAGACCAAGCCGAAGCCGAGGAACGCGCCAAAGCCGAACUCGAAGCGAUAGCCCGGGCCGACGCCGAACGAAAAGCGCAAGCAGACGCCGAGGACGAGGCUGAAAGGAGAGAGGCCGCGAGUUUCCUCCAGCGCUCUGCAAGGCCCGCCACGGAGGACUUUCACCUGCAGGCCGCGCUGCUCGCAUCGUAUAGAAAGCCAUCUCCGCCCUUCGUGGAGCCCACGCCCAGCAGGUCUCUCAUCGCGUGUGCACUUGAGUACCUAGCGCUGCGUAUACUUGAUCUGGUCGGUACGGAGCGUCCGGAUACUUCUAACAACUCUGGCGCUGACAAUGAACCACCAAAGUGCUUCACGUGUCGCAAGAAGAAAGCUGUCUGCCAGCAUCCGCGCGUCAACAACGGAGCAAGGCUAUGCGAAGAAUGUUUUGUUUUUUCUCGUUUUGACCGAACAUCGCAUUUGAAGCGCCGGGCGUUGUUUAGCAAGGAUUUUCUAAAAUGA
Coccidioides immitis RS is the source of this 819-nucleotide messenger RNA. RefSeq lists its product as uncharacterized. Bases 1 to 819 code for a protein of 272 amino acids. The record is from RefSeq and is a predicted model, not a curated record. Lineage: Eukaryota; Fungi; Ascomycota; Eurotiomycetes; Onygenales; Onygenaceae. The transcript has 2 exons.